UUUAGCUCUUGUAGCUUUAGUGAAUCGGUACACCUUCCUUACCCCCCCACCCCUCACCGGGUCGCGCUCUCUCUCUCUCCUCCUUUAAUUCCUCCCCCCCGCUCUCUUCUCUUCCCCCCUCGUCGUCGUAGUCGUCUCGACAACGCACACAAACCUAGUCAUAGCAUAGACUUGCAUCUCCCCCAAAGACUCGUCCAUCAUGUCCACCAAGGCUAUCCGCGAGUUCGACGCCAAGCAGCUUGUGUCCUUCUGGCUCACUCGCUCGCCCACCCCCAUCCCGACCGUCACCGAGUCGACCGCCGUCCCCGUCAAGGUCGCCCAGGUCGAGUGGGACGCUGAGACCAACCAGCUCCAGCCCCCCAUCAAGCCCGGCCACGGCCUCCCCGACUGGGUCUUCACCGACAAGCUCGUCGGCAAGCCCGACCAGCUGAUCAAGCGUCGUGGAAAGGCCGGCCUCCUUUGCCUCAACAAGGGCUGGGAGGAGACUGGCAAGUGGAUCGAGGACCGCGCCGGCAAGCCCGUCCAGGUCGAGCACACCACCGGCACCCUCAAGACCUUCGUCCUUGAGCCCUUCCUCCCCCACCCCGCCAACACCGAGUACUACGUCUGUAUCAACUCGACUCGCGAGGGUGACUGGAUCUACUUCACCCACGAGGGUGGUGUCGACGUCGGAGACGUUGACGCCAAGGCGCUCAAGCUCCUCCUCCCCGUCGGCAAGCCCUUCCCCAAGCGCGAGGUCGUCAUCUCGACCCUCCUCGAGCACGUCCCCGAGCAGAAGAAGGAUGUUCUGGCCGACUUCAUCAUCCGCCUCUACGCCGUCUACGUUGACCUCCACUUCGCCUACCUCGAGAUCAACCCCCUCAUCUGCCUCGACCCCGUCGACGGCAAGCCCGCCGAGAUCUACUACCUCGACAUGGCCGCCAAGCUCGACCAGACUGCCGACUUCAUCUGUGGUCCCAAGUGGGCUGUUGCCCGUGACCAGGCCUCUGCUACCUCGGCUUCUGGCCCUGUCAAGGCCGACCGUGGACCCCCCAUGGUCUGGCCCGCCCCCUUCGGCCGUGACCUCACCAAGGAGGAGGCCUACAUCCAGAAGCUCGACGCCUCGACCGGUGCCUCGCUCAAGCUCACUGUCCUCAACGCCAAGGGUUCCGUCUGGACCAUGGUUGCUGGUGGUGGUGCCUCGGUCGUCUACUCGGACGCCAUUGCCGCCGCUGGCUUUGCCCACGAGCUCGCCAACUACGGCGAGUACUCGGGUGCCCCCACCGAGGGCCAGACCUACGAGUACGCUCGCACCAUCCUUGACCUCAUGACCCGCGGCGAGCCUCUCCCCAACGGUAAGGUCCUCAUCAUUGGUGGUGGUGCCGCCAACUUCUCCGACGUUGCUGCCACCUUCAAGGGUAUCAUCCGUGCCCUCAAGGAGCACAAGGAGGGUCUCAUCCGCCACAACACCCGUAUUUGGGUUCGUCGUGCCGGCCCCAACUACCAGGAGGGUCUCAAGGCCAUGCGCCUCUGCGGCGAGUCGCUCGGUGUCCCCAUCAAGGUCUACGGCCCCGAGUCGCCCAUCACCGCCAUUGUCCCCAUGGCUCUUGGUCUCCUCAAGGACCAGUCGACUGCUCCCAGCCGCGUCUCGUCCUCGGCCGACCUCCAGGCUGUCAUUGAGGCCUCGACCGAGAAGGCCAAGAAGGCCAACGGCCCCGAGCGCGCUGGCGCCAACGUCGGUGCCAUCAAGCCCGACGGCAGCCGCGAGCAGCCCGGUGACCAGAUUGUCCACUUCGACACCGAGAAGAUCAGCGCCCGCCCCUGGUUCCGUCCCUUCGACGCCCAGACCCGCUCGUUCGUCUUCGGUCUCCAGCCCCGUGCUAUCCAGGGCAUGCUCGACUUUGACUUCUCGUGUGGCCGCAAGACCCCUUCGGUCGCUGCCAUGAUCUACCCCUUCGGUGGUCACCACAUCCAGAAGUUCUACUGGGGCACGAAGGAGACCCUCCUCCCAGUCUACACCACCGUCGGUGAGGCGAUCAAAAAGCACCCCGACGUCGAUGUGGUUGUCAACUUCGCCUCGUCUCGCUCGGUCUACUCGUCGACCCUCGAGAUCCUCACCUUCCCCCAGAUCAAGGCCAUCGGCAUCAUUGCCGAGGGUGUCCCCGAGCGCCACGCCCGUGAGAUCCUCCACCUUGCCCAGGAGAAGAACGUCAUCAUCAUCGGUCCCGCUACCGUUGGUGGUAUCAAGCCCGGCUGCUUCCGUAUUGGAAACACUGGCGGCAUGAUGGACAACCUCAUCUCGUGCAAGCUCUACCGCCCCGGUUCGGUCGGCUACGUCUCCAAGUCGGGUGGCAUGUCCAACGAGCUCAACUCGAUCCUCGCCCAGACCACCAACGGUGUCUACGAGGGUGUCGCCAUCGGUGGUGACCGUUACCCCGGUACCUCGUUCAUCGACCACAUCCUCCGUUACGAGGCCGACCCCGAGUGCAAGCUCAUCCUCCUUCUCGGAGAGGUCGGUGGUACCGAGGAGUACCGCGUCAUCGAGGCCGUCAAGUCGGGCAAGCUCACCAAGCCCGUCGUUGCCUGGGCCAUCGGUACCUGCGCCAAGAUGUUCACCUCGGAGGUUCAGUUCGGUCACGCCGGUUCCAUGGCCAACUCGGACCUCGAGACGGCCGACGCCAAGAACAAGGCCAUGCGCGCCGCUGGCAUCAUUGUUCCCGACACCUUCGAGGACCUCCCCGAGGUUCUCACCGCCGUCUACAAGAAGCUUGUUGACAACGGCACCAUUGUCCCCAAGCCCGAGAUUGAGGCUCCCCAGAUCCCCAUGGACUACAACUGGGCUUCCAAGCUCGGCCUCAUCCGCAAGCCUGCCGCCUUCAUCUCGACCAUCUCGGACGAGCGUGGCCAGGAGCUCAUGUACGCCGGCAUGCGCAUCUCGGACGUCUUCAAGGAGAACAUUGGUAUCGGUGGUGUCAUCUCGCUUCUCUGGUUCAAGCGUCGUCUCCCCGAGUACGCCACCAAGUUCAUCGAGAUGGUCCUCCAGCUCACUGCCGACCACGGUCCCGCCGUCUCGGGUGCCAUGAACACCAUCAUCACUGCCCGUGCCGGCAAGGACCUCAUCUCGUCGCUCGUCGCUGGUCUCCUUACCAUUGGUGACCGCUUCGGUGGUGCUCUUGACGGUGCCGCCGCCGAGUUCUCGCGCGGUGUCAACUCGGGUCUCUCGCCCCGCGAGUUUGUCGACUCUAUGCGCAAGCAGAACAAGCUCAUCCCCGGUAUUGGCCACAAGAUCAAGUCCAAGACCAACCCCGACCUCCGUGUCGUUCUUGUCGUCGACUACGUCAAGAAGCACUUCCCCUCGCACCGCACCCUCGACUUCGCCCUCGCCGUCGAGGACGUCACCACCCAGAAGUCGUCUACCCUCAUCCUCAACGUUGACGGUGCCAUCGCCGCCUCGUUCUGCGACCUUCUCACUGGCUGCGGUGCCUUCACCGAGGAGGAGGCCACCGAGUACCUCCGCAACGGUACCCUCAACGGUCUCUUCGUCCUUGGUCGUUCGAUGGGUUUCAUCGGUCACUACCUCGACCAGAAGAUGCUCAAGCAGCCUCUCUACCGUCACCCUGCCGACGACAUCUUCGUCAUGAUGGGUGGCAACGAGCGCACUGUCGUUCAGCCCUAAACACUGUCUCGUUCUUGCAAAAAAGGAGGAAGACAGAUAUGUACAUAACUGAUAUCGCGGAAAACAGAAAAUUGUUCCGUAGGUUGUUACCUGUAGUUAGAUUAGAUUGAAUGCAAAUUCAACGCGGGAUUCCGUCGAUUAGAGUAAA
Vanrija pseudolonga is the source of this 3803-nucleotide messenger RNA. RefSeq names its product ATP-citrate synthase (gene ACLY). Gene Ontology annotation, cellular component: cytosol. Gene Ontology annotation, molecular function: ATP citrate synthase activity. NCBI's taxonomy places the organism in Eukaryota, Fungi, Basidiomycota, Tremellomycetes, Trichosporonales, Trichosporonaceae. The coding region runs from base 200 to 3655 and encodes 1151 amino acids. Gene Ontology annotation, biological process: fatty acid biosynthetic process; citrate metabolic process; acetyl-CoA biosynthetic process. The record is from RefSeq and is a predicted model, not a curated record. The transcript has 3 exons.